AUGUCGAUCCCGGUACCGCUCGAAGAGCGCGACGUCAACACUCUUACUUUGGAAGAAUCACGCGAGCUCAUUCGUCUCCAGCGUGAGCAGAGGGACGCCGCUCCAGUCAUCAAGCGAGAGCGUAUCAAGCGGGAACGAAGCAGCACCAUUAUCAACGAGGAUAACGACGAUGACGACGUUACUUUCGUAUCUGCUAAGCGUAGACGGCUUCCCGUUACUCUCGAUGAGAAUGGUGCCGAGAUUAUCGAUCUGACAUAA
Messenger RNA from Alternaria metachromatica, 258 nucleotides. RefSeq lists its product as uncharacterized. The transcript is spliced from 2 exons. Lineage: Eukaryota; Fungi; Ascomycota; Dothideomycetes; Pleosporales; Pleosporaceae. Bases 1 to 258 code for a protein of 85 amino acids. The record is from RefSeq and is a predicted model, not a curated record.